This is a messenger RNA of Athalia rosae (coleseed sawfly), 1486 nucleotides long. RefSeq names its product protein cereblon (gene ohgt). The transcript has 7 exons. The record is from RefSeq and is a predicted model, not a curated record. NCBI's taxonomy places the organism in Eukaryota, Metazoa, Arthropoda, Insecta, Hymenoptera, Athaliidae. The coding region runs from base 143 to 1417 and encodes 424 amino acids.
ACUCUACAAAAUAUAAAUACCUACGCCGCAAAAGCAAUUUCAUCGGCGAAAGCAAAUAAAUUUAUUGAUUCACACUGUAGUUUAUUAUUCAAAUUUAUAACAAAAGAUAUUGGUAAAUUCGAUUUCAGAAUAAUACGCAAUAAUGAAUGCCGUCUAUUCCGAUGAUUCCAGCAGUUCUGACGAAAAUGAUUCAGAUGUGCAAAACUUCAUACAAGAAACCAAUUUAGAUCAGAGUAUGGAAGAUGAUUCAACACUUCCUCCUACGAAUAGUACAUUUGAUCUAACGUUACCUGCAACGCAUUCGUAUUUGGGAAAUAACUUGGAAGAUGUGAGGGGACGGACCAUUUUGGAUGAUGGGAUAUAUAUGAAUCUACCAUUGCUGGUUAAACAAUCUGUGGUAUUGUUUCCUGGUCAAACUUUGCCAAUGACCGUACGUGCAACACAAACUAUAGACAUGCUCCAAAAGUGUAUAGAAAAAAACCGAACAUUUGGCGUUGUUUGUUUGGGCAAUGAAGGAAUGCUUCCUAUAGGAACAACUGCUGAAAUUUUCCAAUACAAACAUGACGAACAAUCACCGGGGUUUCGAGUAAAGGCAAAAGGAAGACAGCGGUUUAAAAUAUUGCAUGUCAUUCAGGGCUAUGAUAAAAUAUCUGCUAAUGUCAAAAUACUCCCAGAAAUAUCGCUUCGGCCACCAUUAUUUGACGAGCGGUUAUUAAGCCUAGACCGACUUAGAAUCACACCAAGUAAUAAACAAGAGGCUAUGAGGCAACAGAACAUAGAGAGGCACGAUGCAAUUUUAAGCCACUGGCCAUCGUGGGUUUAUCGACAGUAUGAUUCUAAACGGCUCUCCAUUAGAAUCAGGCACCAUUUACAAUAUAUUGAAAUGCAGGGCAGCAAUAUCCCAGAAGAUCCAACAGAAUUAUCAUUUUGGGUUGCUCAAAAUUUACUGCUGGAUGAUAAGGAAAGAAUCGUUUUACUGACCUAUGAUUGUGCCAUUCCCAGGUUACGGUGGGAGCUGGAAUACCUUGUCAAGGAUCGUCUUCUUACAUGUAGUAGUUGUGAUGAUUUCAUUGGGAAACAAUCUGACGUAUUUCCUAUGAAUAAAGAAGGGCCACAAAGUGCUUAUUGUAAUCCAGCUGGAAUAAUUCAUGAAACAGUCACCCUUUAUAAAGCCCAAGGUUUGAUACUCAAUGAUGAAGUUCCACAAACAGAGUACAGUUGGUUUCCAGGAUAUGCUUGGACAAUCGCAUUGUGCAAAGGAUGUCAUGGACACAUGGGGUGGAAAUUCACAGCGGUUCACAGUGAUCUAAGGCCUCAGGCAUUUUGGGGCCUAACACGAAAAAGUCUGCGGUCAAAAGAAGUUUGUAAGUGUAGACUUGCUUCGGAGUUUAGUGACUCGGACGAUGAAACUUCCUAACUGUAUGUAACCAACAUUUAAGAAAUAUCACAUGAAACAAUUUUUGAAAUAUACGUUAAUAACUGCCAA